UACAAGACUCGCCAGUAACAGAAUUAACAACGGCAGCAACGGAUCACACACCCAAGCCAGGUCUCCAGCCAUCACAUACAUGCCCCAGGCCAGGGAACAGCAAAGAUAUUCCCGUGUGUUCUGAGGUGCAUUCUAAUGGAGGCGAUGCAGUGACACCAGUUGAUGGUGAGACAACACAGCCAACAGAUGAGUCACCCCUUCCAAUCUUAAACUGUCCUGAUGAAACAGGGGGUUCAUAUCCAGAAUUUCUGUCUGAAACUAAUGCGAGCGACAGCAAAGAGAUAACAGAACCUCACGUUGGGGAUUUAUCAAGUUUGAAAUCUGGAGAUAAAAUUAUGGAUUGCUAUAGCAGUACAGACUCAGUGCAAGAACCACUCAGAGCUAUAAAUAAAGAUCUAGGUGAACCCCAAAAGGACACAGUCACCCAAGAUGAGCUUGAUAAAGGAGAUGAAAGUGCGGCAAAGUUAGUUGCGAAUCCCACUUCUCCAAGGGAGAAAAUAUGUUCAGGUUCCGAUGAACAUAAAUCUCAAAUUUGUGGUGAACAAGAUACCGGUAAUGAAUCGGUGGACAGGGGUCAGCCGGAAACCUCAGUGAGCCAGAACCAGCCAUCAACGAGCCACAGUCGGGAUACGCCAAAUAAAAACACUGAGAAACCUGCAAAAUUCAAAUGUCCCAAGUGUUUGUGUGUGAUGAAGGACAGGCGGCUUAUAGACAACCAUUCCUGUGACAGUGAAACAGAUGAGGAGAAAGUAAAAAUCACGAUAAUGCUAGACAAGGACACAAAGUCGUUCCUGUGUCAAGAAUGCGACUUCUCCAGCGCUGGGCACGGCUUCGAGGAGCACCUUAUGUGCCACCUCAUGGUACGCCCCUACCAGUGCCUCUACUGCAAGGAGUGCUUCAUUAACCGCAAGGAGAUCAGCCGACACGUUCACAAGUCGCACAAUGGUGCCAAAAUGAGCUGUGCCCUGCGGGCUCUUAGGAAAGCCAAAGCUUUAAUCAAAGAAGUGACCUUGGCAGGGGUCCUUAGCUUCAUGGCCAAGGUUGCAGGGAAGGUGCCUCUAGAAAAAGAUCCAGAGAGGAAGAAAAAGAUAGACAAUGUUCCCAAUGCUGACUCUAAAGAUAGAGCAGUGGAUAGUGCCAGUGACCCAGCUGUGGAUAUAAAUGGAAGUAACAUUCCUGAUAAGUCAUCCUUGUAUAAUGAUGGGAAUGUAUCCGUGGAUGGUUCAGGGGAUAAAACUGUGCCCAGUGCUAGUGUGGGAGAUGGCUUGGCAGAUGAUGUGUCAGAUAGUGUUGUGGGCAGUCCUAUGAACUCAGCCAGAGCUGAAACAGUACAGAAACAACAAUCCCAAGGAUUCUCAAAACUCAGGCAGGUUCUUACCUCUGGGGUCUCUGAACUCGCCAUCCAGUCCAGCCCUAAAGGGAAGGAUGGUUCAAAUAAAUUAGACUCUGUGGAUGACUCUGGUUUAAAGAUUGUUGCCUCCUACUCCCUUCAGGAUUCCGACGGCAUGGACACUGACAAGGUGCACUGCAGCUCACCUAGAGUUGACAUGGAGCCUAAUUUUAUUAUAGAAUCCUCCAAUGAGGAGAAAGAGCCAGAGCUGCUGUCAUUUCUCGGACCAGAGCAGCCAAUGUACAAAGCUGAACCAACCUGCCCUGGUCUCAUGCUGCCACCCCCUCCAUUACACCCAGCGCCGUCCCAUCUCAACAAUUCAAAUUCGUCAUCGCCCACCAGUCAGGUGGCAAAACAGCAGGUGAAAGACUCAAACUUCUUUAUUUGUGGCCUGAACUGCUUGUUCAGCUGCCUGAGCACUGCAGAGUUCAAGGAGCAUACCAUGAACUUCCACUCAUCAGAGACCUACUUCCCUUGCUACUACUGUGGCCACCGGAGCCCUAAUGAAAACGACCUCGUCAGACACAUAUCCAACCACACGCAUACGCACAACAAGUCCUCCCCGUUGUACGUCUGUGGCAAUGACGGAUGCAGAUUCGGCACCAAUAUGCUCACCGAUUACAUCAACCAUAUAAAGCUGACCCACCCGGAGAUCUUGGAGCCACUGUGCUAUGCGUGUGGUGUUGUCUUUACAGACUUACUCAUGCUUCAGAACCACGUUGAAGACAACGUCAUCCACAGCAUAAACUGCCCACACUGUCCAUCAAAGGCCACAGACCGAAGGGUUAUUUUAAAUCACAUCACGUCGGCUCAUCCUGGAAAGCCCAAAAUGGUGUCAGUUGCCAAGCAGCUCAUUUGCAAUGACCGAAAGGUAAAUGGGUAUGAGCAGAUGAAACACCUACAAGAAAUGCAGCCUCCGACCUUGACCCCAGCACCAGGUUUUGCCGGGGAUGGAUGCUCCUCUGUUGUUGAUCAGAUUCUCAGUCGACACGAGACAACAAAAACCGCAAGUGGAACUUGUUUGUCUGAGAUUCUAAGUGCUGGGCCGAGCUCACGUGAUACGCCAUCACCUUCUUCAAGGAUGGCAACUCCGCCCUCUACCAGAAAGAAAUCUGGAACUCCUGAGAGUGGGAAGAGUCCAAAUUCCGAUGGGUCCGAUUUGUGUUCAUUAAGGGUCAAAGAUGAGAUUGAUGAUGAUGUGGAGGAUGAGCUUGAAGGCUCGGGAGCUACAGAUGAAGCCACGACUGUUUAUUCCAUUGACGAGAACGGGAUUCGGAGGAGGAUUUAUGUCCCCAUGAGUGAGCGCCAGGCUGAAAAUUACAAGUGUCGAUAUUGUACUUUCAUUGCAAGGGAUCUCAAACGCCUUAAUUGUCAUGAGAGGUCACAUGGAAUGCCUCCAACAAGAAAGGAACGAUUUAAGUGCAUGUUCUGCCCUCAAGGGUUUGACAGUGAAAUGAAGUUCAGGCUGCACAUCACUUGCCAUCCUGGGCUCAUCAAAUUUCUGCUAUACAGGUGCAAGAAAUGUGAGUUCGACACCAACCAGAAACACACAAUCGUCAAGCACAUAACCUGUAAUAGAGAUCGUAAACAUAGGGGCUUUGGGCCAGUGGAGGAUCAGUACUCUGUUGUGUCCAGGUCAUUAGAGUCCAGAGUACUGGAGUGUGAAAGAUGUGACUACAUGACCAGGCAUAAAAUCCACAUGGCCAUACACUACCAGCGAAAGCACAACAUUCUCAGGGAUAAAGGAGAAUUCACAAUAGAAAGCCUCACACCCACAGAUACGCCCUUGUCCUCCUAUGACCUUUCACCUCGAGACUCCGGCUCUUCCCCUUCAUUUCAUCCCAGCCUCCAGUCUCCAGACAACAGUUCUUGUGAUGGCAUGUUUGACUUUACAAAGCCGUCAGGCAGUGCCAAAAAAGCUAAAGAAAAGGCCACUGUGGACAUGCCCCACUUGACCCCUACACAAAUAAAUGAAAGGAAUGAACUGUUCAAUAAAAUGGUGUCCCAGCAGGCGGCCCUCCAACCAGGUCAGGUUCUUGAAAAUCAGAUGAGAAAAUUCAAAUGUCCUAUUUGUAAAUAUCUCCUUCCGAAGGCAGCUGAUCUGAAGAAUCAUGUGAAAAGACAUUCUGAAAUAGGUCAAAUUACUCUGACCAUGUUCAGGUGCAAGUACUGCAGCUGUAUGUCCACUGCACGGGAGCUGCUCUAUGAUCAUCUCAGUGAAAAACACCCAGGCAAGCCAAUUGCCCUAGUCAAGAAAAUUGUUGCCAUCGACACAACUGAAGUGGAUAGGUCAUUUGCCGAGACCUCCAUGGAGGAGUCUUUGGACCUGUUGGAGGAAUCCCUCCACAAGGAGAUCAUGACCUGUUUGAAGAAGCCUGGCUCCUCUCCCUCUAAACCUCAGAAAUCUUCAGCCGUGUUUGAGCAGCUUUUUGUGAUACCAGAAGGUGGAGAGACCUUCAGUGCUGCCCUCCAGUGCCCGAAAUGUUCUUACAGCUCCCACAACAAAACUGAAAUAGUUCAGCACGUGAACUCCUUCCAUUCUGAGGUCAAGGUCAUUAGCAGUGAUGAGGAUGUUGACAAGUUGGCCAGGGCCACCUCAGAGGACCUCAGGCAUGCCAAGGUUGUCACCAGUUCACAAAGCCCAACAAAACAUUCACUCACAAGCCAAGAGGAAGUUUUGAUCGUCCCAGAUGAACAGGUUUUCAAAGAAGCAUCGCUGUGCUCAAGGUGUGACUUUUCCACAAUGUUGAGGCGUGACAUGGUAAUCCACUUACAGCAGUGCCAUCCUGACAUAUCUGUCAUGGGACGCAACUCCUAUCCUGUUCAGGUGUCGACUAUGGGCCGCAAAAUUGGAUUAAUGGAAGAAAGUUGUGUUGUAGGCAGUGGUAGCCUUGAUGCGAAAAUUCGAUGUUUGUAUGAAAACUAUGGCACCCAGAUGAAGUGUUUGAUCUGUGGCACGGAGCGGCCAAAAAAGUUUUUUAUACAUGUUCAUAUUUUGCGUCAUCUAAACAUUUAUCUGUGGAAAUGUGCAUUUUGUGCCCACAGGGGUCUUCAGAAAUACAAGAUGGUGGACCACAUUAAAAAGAUCCAUCCUGGCAAAGCCAUGAGUGUUAGGUACAUUAGGGUUAAUGUUGAAACCAAAGUGGCUCAGUUCCUGCAGCAGUUCAAUGUGAUAAAAAAUCGUAAGGCAAAUUUGGACGAAGGCAGGGAUGUGCCCUAUGCGUCCCCGUCGUAUGAAGAUUCCAUGGACCAGACCAGCAACGACAGUGUAAGGUCACGUCAAAAAUCUCCCGGGCCUGGAGGAACGAGUGGAUCUUCCACUAAUUCACUUGGCAGUGAGGAACUGGAUGAUAAGAUCAGAUUCCUGUAUGACUACAGUGAUGGAGUGUUCUACAAGUGCAUCGCCUGCUCCAAUCAGUUCCAGCGCAAGUUUGCAGUGCAUCGCCACAUCAUAAUUUCUCAUCUGAAGGUGGGUCAGUUGGUGGGAAGUUGGGUGGGAAGAUGGGUGGGUCGCUCAGUAUUUUUGUGUGUCUGUAAUCACUGAAUGUGAAUGCAGUUUAAUUUGUUCUCUUCCAGUGGCCGUGUCAAUAACAUUUUGAAAGAUUAUGAGACUUGGAUGCCAAAAUGUAAAAAUAUAUAUACGGUAGUUGAAAAGCUAUUGCUGCUAUUCCAUAUAGUGAAUGAAGUUCAAUGGGUUUGUGAUAGGAUACACAAACUAAAUUUAGUUAUAUUAAUUUUUCAAUAAAUUUUAUGAAAUACAGUGGUCCCUUGUCUGAACAAGGUUCUAGAACCCCCUGCUAUAGGUGAAAAUCCACAAAGUAGCGACCUUAUAUUUUAAUUAAUUAUUUAUAUAUAUUUUAAGGCUUUAUAAACCCUCUAUACACUCUUAUAAAUUCUCCCCACACUAUUAUGAACCACCCCACACUGUUAAAAACACUAACUUUGCUCUUUAUUUCUAAAACCUACAUAAUUUUAACAACAUAUAAAAACUAUAUGGGUACUCACCAUUAAAUAUAUUAGAUAUAGUACAAGUAAAAAAAUUUGGGAUACUGUAAAAAAAAUUUGUCUUUAAAACAUUACCUGUCAGUUUAUAAAUACUAUAAUGUAAGUUAAUUUACCAAAAUGCAAGAAGUCAUAUAUCUCUAGUUAUACAGUGACAUACAUCCAAUACCCUAACUUGACUUUUAUUAAAGGUGGCCCUCCUGGCAUGUGGCUAUUGUGGACUGGAAGGUGUGGAGAAACAUCAGCUUGUUGACCACAUCCUGGCUUGCCACAAAUCUUCACCUGUAAACAUACAAACACUGGCUGUGGACCUCAGUCAGAAGGUGUCAGAUUUCCUGGCCAAAGUAGCAGCUGGUGAACUACACAGUAAGUGUGUGUCUUGUACUAAACUCAAGAAAAGGACAUUAUGUACACAAUACAAAACAAAAGUUACCAUUCGGUUUCCAGCACGGUGUUGUAUAUUAAAAUAUCAGCCUUAAAGUGAACACCUUGAUCCAGCCAAAGACAUUGCUUGAAAAACUUCCAUACAUAGUUCAGGAACCUACAGAUGAUGGGGAUAGAAUAUUUUACUACAGAUUCUGGUACUAAAUUGAUUGUAAUAAAAUUAAAUAACCAAAUGUUUUAUAGACUAAAAUAAAAUGUUGUUGAGGCAUAGUUUGUUAUUUUGAUCAACAACAAUUUUUUAUGUUUCUAAAAAUUAGUCAAACCUGACUAUACACAUGUUAAAAAUUUGAUCUGGUUGACAAAAUAAAUUAAAAUAUAGUGAAUUGAAUUUAAGAUUGUCUUCUCUUGUUUCCAGGCGCCUCAGGGGAUGCCGACCAAUCGGAGAUCAACGCAAUCAUGCGAGGCUUGUCCUCCACUGACAGCAUCACCAGCUAUGUGGGUAACAGCUUCAAGCAUGUCUUCAAAACUCAGGCAGGGAGUAAAAAAAAGAAACUUCUUGCUAACAAGCUGGCAAAAUACAAAGGACCCUCCUUCAAAUUAGGAAAUAAACUACCACCGGGGGUCACUGUUAAAAAACAUAAUUCAGUUGACCCAGAUGUUUUGAUGCUAGGUCGCGAUGCUCUUGACAGAGAACUCGGGUCGCUGUAUCAGCUCAAGCCAACCGGUCAGUUCAGGUGUCUGAUAUGUCGGUGGGAGUUUCCUAGGAAGUACCCCCUCCACCGUCACAUCAUGCUCAAGCAUCUUAAGAUGAACCUUGUUGGUUGCCCCUACUGCCCCUUUGAAGGUGUUGAGAAAUACAAUGUCUCCGCCCACAUCAAGGAGGAGCACGGCGGCCAGCCAAUCAACAUCAAGUAUUCCCAGCCAGAUGUCGGGGGAAGGGUGCGGAAGUUUGUAAACGACUUGGCGAACCUGGGGGGAAAUGUCAAUGAUCUGAUCAGAAAGCCGAAUUCAAGGGACGGUUCCCCACUUGUUAUUCCCAAGACCGAGAGGCAAGAUGAUGAGGAAGAUGACGACGACCGUGAUGAGAUGAAAGGAACAGCUGGCAGCUCACAAAAAGGACUGGUCGUUGCCAUGUUUGGCAAGAAGAAGAAACCAGCAGCCGAUGAAGAGUUUGUUGUCAAGACUGAAAUAGAUGAGGAGCAGUGUGAAGAGGGCAAAAUUGAGGAAUUUGAUGAUUUCAUUGGAAAUCAUGAAGAUGAUUACAAUGAAGAUGAUUACAAUGAGGAUGAUGAUCCCGGCGCAGAUAAAAGCAAUUACGAUCCUUCUGAUGAAUCUGCGCAGUCAUUUUCAACAUUGAGGCGGCCUCUUAAAGAAUCUUAUGCGCCUGGAGCCUAUCGUUCUCCAGCGGGGGGCAAGCCAAAAGCCUUGGAUGUUAUCACAAAAAUAAAGGUUCUCAAAGCCAGAGAAGGGCCCAUUACAAAAUUCUAUUGCGAACAGUGCAAGUUCACAUCUCUACAUCGCUCCAAUAUUGUGAGACACAUUUACAAAAUUCAUGAGAAAUACCAGACGCACACUUGCCCUGUGUGCAAUUAUCAAACACUGAGUCUCAUGCUGAUGCAGAAACACGUUGACAAAGAACACCCAGGUGUGGCUUACAAGGAAGACGCCUUCACUUUAAAUCCACCACGCUCGAAACCCAGGAAAAUCAAACCGCUCAUGGGGCCACUGAGCUUCCAGCGAAAUCGGCAGAAACUUAUCAGUAAAAAAUUGGCAUCUGCGAAACCCAUGAAUGUCAGCACUUCUAGUCAAGGGCCCAAGCAGUAUGCAUGUGCUUACUGUCAUUAUGAGACAAACACACAGGAAGACAUUCUCCAGCACACCAGAGAGAACCACUCACAAAGGGAUGAAAGCAGCUCCCCUGCAAAAAACACACAGCAGGCUGGUACCAAACCUGAUGAUCACUCCUCGGCAUGCUGGGACGGCAGUAAAAAAGCAGUGAAAAGAAAAAUAAAGGGGGAUGUUGAUGACAAUGGAGGGGUUGUGAAACGGAGAAAGCGGUUCGUGUUUGAAAAAGGGGAUGAGCUCAUCCAGUGCGGAUACUGUGACUCCCGUGAGACAUCGAUGAGUCGAAUACAAGAUCACAUGACCUGGGACCACCCUGGAUUACCAUUUGAGGCCAAGCGGAUACCAGCUUGGCGCUUCAUCUGCAAGUCCUGUUCUGUGAAGACGAUGGCCACGUCAAAGAUGAAAUAUCACCUUAACCGUCAUGUUAAUUACAGGCCAUUCACUUGCACCAACUGUGGUGCAUUUUUCCCUUCCCCUGAUCAAUGUCGGAGACACUCAAGAUCACAAGGUAAGCUUAAAACAUGAUCAAAUUUAAAUAAGCAUAGUAUCAUAACUUAUUUGUGAUACUUUGUAGUGUAGUUGAGCUGUUCAGUUCAUCCCAUGUAAGACGAUCUUGUGUUCUCCAAAGGUCAUGAGGAACAGUACAUGUACGUUCGAAAUGUGAAGAAAGAAAAUAAAGUGGAGGAGUUGUUGGAGGGGACCCGACAGCUGGCUCUGAAAAUCCAGGAAGAGGCUGCCAAGGAUGCUGACUUCAAUAUCGGCCAAACAGACUCGUUUAUUGCCAAGUUUCAGGACACCAGCAUCAACUUGAAGAGGAGUGCUCCAACGGGAAGCAAGAAUGCCAAGAAGUCCAGGAGCCACAGUUUUGCUGAGGAUGGAGGAACUGGAGUGGAAGGAAGUCCUGUGAAGAAACAAGUGAGAAAAACAUUUCUUCUGUAUUUAUUUGUAUAUAAGAAUCGCUGAGAAUCUAAAGCAAUUUUUUGGGAUCGUUGGGAUUCGGGCUAUAAUGAAAAUAAAAUUAUCCUGUUCAGGCCAUCUGUUUAACCAUGCUUCUUUUCUGUUUGUUGACUUACGUUUUCACUAAGUUUAGUAACAUGGAUAUUAUUGGCGGUUUGUUGAGCGGUCUCUGUUUUGAUGGCGUAUCUGCUCCCUCAAAUUAAGUUUAUGUAUCUUAUAGUUAAUUUUAAAUUUUUAGUAAAGCAUAUCAAAAUGAAGUGUUUAUAUUACAGCAUGGCAAAUCCCCUCAGACUGUUGGCAUAGAAAUGGAUGUCACUGUCAAGUGUUACAGAUGUGACUUCACUGCGAGCAAUGUGAAUGAUGUGAAAACCCAUCAUAACGAGGCUCACGACGGGGAGAGAUUUCUCUGGACCGAGCUCGAUCGAGGCUUCACAUGCGAUGGCUCAGGGGAGGCUCUUCCAGAUUGUGACUCUGUUCCUAGCUCUUCUCUGGAUGUUGGAUACACAACAAGGAUGACCUUGGGAUCAGGAAACAGUCCUAUGAGGUACGUCAUCAAUGUACUGUCUUCAUUUCAUUUCUCCCACUGUUAAAAUCCUUAGACACAUUGAGGAACUGGCAUUCUCAACAGAUAUUCUCUAGCUUGGACAUAAAAUACAUGAACUCCCUAUAAUACGUAAAUGAAUUGGGGAUGACCCGAAAUUUGUGUGAUGUACUUGACAUUGCUACUAGGAAACUACACACAUUUAUUUGUGGGCUUGUUUUAAAAAUUCUACACAUGCUCAUCAUAUUGCAGUGGGUCUGUUUAAAUUAAGUGUAUAACUCUCAUCAUGGGCUUCUGCUUGACAUUGUCAAUUUUAAUUUUACUCUCAUGGAUAAAAAUAGUUCAAACACUGUUAAAAUUACUGAUCCAUUUUGAUAAAGAACUCGUAAUUACUAACAGAUGAUAGAUGCUUGUUUCGGUAGCUACCUGCCAGCUGAUUGCAGGCAUUACAACUUCAACUUUAUCUUUAACAGGUUCAAAUGUAAGACCUGCGACUUUUCCUCUUGUGUCAUUCAAGCCAUGAAGUCUCACCUGAAAUCUCAUCAACCCAAAGGAUUUAUCUGCCCUUAUUGUAGUCGUUCAUUCUCAGGAAAGUAAGUUUUUUUUUGUUUUUGUUGCCUUUUGCUUUAUAGAUAUCCUUCCAGAAAAUUAAGAACAUAAUAAUGUCCCUGUAACAUUUUUAACACAAUUUAUAUAAAUAAAGUUCUCAAUUGUUGACAAAUAUUGACACCACACCACACACCCACACCCCCCCCCCAGUAUGUACCCAACAGUUAUCCGUACUCUUUCAAUUAUAUUUUUUUCAUGAUGUAAAAUUUAAAAAAAAUUUUUUUUUUUGUUUCAACUUUAGAAUGGAAAAGAUCAUUAAGACUUUAAAGAAAGUCAUUCCCAUAGGUUAUCUUAAUUGUGACAUUUUAAAUUGGAAAUCGAACAAAUUUAAUUGCCAAAUUUGUAUGUUAUUUAAAAAUGAUUUAUUUAAUACUGGUGAUCUAAACAUCUUGUUUAUAUCAGUUAUAUCUGACUGUAUGUUCUUACAUUCCUCAGGGAAAAACUUAUGCGCCAUCAGUACUGUUUACACAAAGGGCAGCCACUCUGGGUGAUUCACCUCAGGAGGUCAGGAGUUGUUGGUUCCACCAACACCACAAAGGGAAAGGCCAACAAGAUAGUGAAAAUUGAGGAAGACAUAAAGCCAUUUGGCCUAGAUGCCCUUCUAUUAGAUACUCAUCUUGCAAGCCAAGAAAACUGUAAGUCAUGGUAGAAUUUAUCUCUGCACUCAACAUUAGGAAAAAAAUAAAUGAUUAAAGUAAGGCAGUGUAUUAGGAAGAACUGGGAAAUAAGAGUCAUCUUGGCCCAGUGUAAAACAAUAAAAAGAGUGUUUAUACCAUAUAUCAUACGUGUUUGUUCGGACGGAGGUAAUAGGAAUUUUCAUUCACCAGUCUGAAUUAAGAGGGAAAAUAUAGUUUACAUUGGUAAACAGUUUUUUAAAAUCCUUUUUUUAAUUCUUGAUCUAAGUAAUUUGUGGAAUGUAAUUAAUUGUAAAAAAAAUUAAAUAAAAUUUCUUCAUUUAAUAAAAAAAAAUUAUAAUAAUGAAAUGGUUGUAGUUGUAGGAUAUCUCUAACCUUAUAUUUUUUUUGCCUUUCAUUUUUGUUCCAGUAGCUGUGGGAAAUAACAGCCAAGUCAUCACGUACUUGUGCAGUGAAUGCACUUAUGCCUCGGAAAGCCUGUACCAUUUCCGACUUCACAUAGCCCAGCAACACGAACAGUUCCAGUACAAGAUGCGCGACACCUCUGCCAAUUCACCCUUGAAAUGUGAGCUCUGCUCUUUCCUUGCUGAGACUGAAGCGGAACACCAUUCUCACAUGGAAGGACACUCCCACACCAAAUACCUGCAGUGUGGCUAUUGUGAGUUUUGUGCCGAUGAUGACAAAACUAUUCACCAGCAUCUUUCAUCAAAACAUGGCAGCCUAGAAGCUAAGAUUAUAGAACUAGGGACAGAACCCCAAAGUAUGAGACAAAACUUUAAAGGAAAUGAGAAAAGAGCCCUACCACUCUUGGUGAAUUUAUCUCCUCAGGUUCUAUUGUAUAAAGUUCCAGAAGCGGUCUUGAGUCAGUAUGGAUGCCUGGGUGCAAGGCAAACUUCCGAGGAUGAAGCGGAAGAUGAUUUUGCGCUGGUGGCUGAGCUAGAAGCAGAGGAUGAGUUAUUUCAAGAAGGCACACAUGGUGAGGAUGUUGAAGAGGAGGAUGAAGAAAGAUUGAUGGUUGUUGAAGGGAUAUCAGAGGAUAUGGUCGAGAGUGACCUCAGGAGUUCUGAUGGAAGUAACUUGUGUGGAGAAACAGAAGAUAUUAGCCUUGACAUGAUCAGCAAUGCAGAUAAUUCUGACUCAGAAAUGAACCCUGAAACUUAUUCUGAAAAUCUCGAAAUGCAUUUGGGGCUAGCUGACAAAGGACAAUCGUCAUCGCUUGAGUCAGAUUCAGACAUGAUGAUCAUGCAGUUUGGUGGCAUCAAUGCGGACAACACUUCAAGCAGGAAUAAGGAUCUCCCAGAGACAACAGGGGAAACCACUAUGGACGUAACUGAAAAAAUUUCAAUAUCGCGCAGUAAGGAUUCUACCCUCCUGUCUGCGCAGCAAAACACUGAAGAUAUUUACCAUCAUGCUAGCGGGGAUGAUGACGAUGAUGAUGAGGAUGAUGAUCUUGAGGAGGUAAAUUUUGAGAAUGAUAUCACAUUGGCUUCUCCAUUACCGAUGAUCUCCCUUGGAGAUGGAGUUGCCAUGGAUGAUGACGAUGACAGGAGUAAUUCAUCCCUAGAAAAUUCCAGCUCUGAGUUGUUGCUGGAUGUCUAAAGGAGGCUAUAAAUUAUUUAAAUUUCUUGUACAUCUUUGUGUCCUUCCCAUGAAAUACACGCCAUUUUAUUUAAGGUUCAAGGGAUCAUAAUUUAUUUUAUUUAAUUCCUCAAUGGCCCUCAGUCCGAAAUUGUAAAAGAAUUAUUAGAAUAUGAUUUUUUUAAUUUAUUGAACUUCAAUAUCCAUUAUUAUGUUUUGUUUCUUAUUGCUUAUUCAUAUUUUUUUUUUCAUCUUCAUUUCCAUUUAACUUAAAAUUGGCCAUUGGAUCUUAACAUUUUUUAGGCUUUUCCCCUUUAGAUAUUUUCUCUUAGCUCCAAGAAAUUUUCCUGUCCUCAACGACACCCCAUUUGCGUGCAAUCAGAAAUGCAUGUUGAAAUCAAAUUAAAAAUUACAACGUUAAGGGUCAUUUUAUGUUUGUUAUAAUAAGCUGUAGAUAAAAACUUUUUAAUGUAACAUUUGUUAUAAAUAUAAUGCAUAUAUAAGUAUUAAAAUGUGAUCACAUUGCUGUAAAUAAAUAAAUUGGUCUCAUUGCUCUAACCUGAGCUUUGUGGAGACAUUUG
Molecule: messenger RNA, 12522 nt
Organism: Lymnaea stagnalis (great pond snail)
Lineage: Eukaryota; Metazoa; Mollusca; Gastropoda; Lymnaeidae
Source: the annotation of a GenBank genome assembly